This is a messenger RNA of Haliotis rufescens (red abalone), 7222 nucleotides long. RefSeq lists its product as uncharacterized. The record is from RefSeq and is a predicted model, not a curated record. The transcript is spliced from 3 exons. Lineage: Eukaryota; Metazoa; Mollusca; Gastropoda; Lepetellida; Haliotidae. The coding region runs from base 609 to 2591 and encodes 660 amino acids.
AGCCUCACUUUGAUUGCUUGAGCUGAGCGAUAUCUUCUAUCCAUAGCCCUUGCGGUGUACGGUACCCACGGGAGUGUCUUCGGAACAUUCAAGUUUGAUAUGGGACUUAUUUGUUUGUUGAUGUUUUGCUCUUGACUCUGUGUAGAAGAUUGGUUUACGGAUGUGUAGCAUUUGCGUGGGAUAGUUAUUACACAAGACCCAAGCGUUGAAAAUUCAAGGUGCGUACAGGUAUUGGAUACCAAGUGCAGGACAUCCGGAGCAGAUUUUGUUAGAUGAUUUUCACCAAGCUAUAAAGCUAUCAAGGCUGGUACUUGAGGCCUGGGCUGCAUCAGGAACUUCCCACCUGAUGUGCAGCAGCCUCUGAUUGGAUACAAUGAUCACAUGACUGAUACUGAACUCUGGAUUGUUGUUUGAGAUGUGAAUGAUCACAUUCAUUACUUGUUCAUUAAGUACCAACAAUCUUUGGAAGUGUUCUGUGUAUAUUACCGGUUCAUAGUGAGUGUUUUGAAUUGUAAGGAACAUGUAAUUGUGGGAUUCCAAGUCUGCCGACAUGCUGAAUUACUGUGUAAAUAUUCUGUGUGAAGAGCUGAGAUCAAGGGGAGGUAACUAUGCAGACAUCACCCGAACCCCAGCCUUUGACCAGGCUGAAUGUAACGAAACAUGAUCGAAUAUGGGAUAAGGAAUCUCCCAAAGGAUUCUUUGGAUUUGACAAUUCCAAUACUCUAUUUUCACCACCAUUAAAACACAUCACUCCAGAAACAACAGAGGAAUUGUGGGAAAAGUUUGAUCCGCUGGAUUUGCUUAUUGACUCGGCCAGUGAGAGGAGUAUAAAAAGUGAGUCAUCAUCGGAUACGAUGAUAAUGAUGACAACUGAAGAAGAGAAAAGAAAUGAAGAACGUAUAAAGAAUAGUUUCAUGGAAUAUGAACUUCAGAAAGGUGUGAAGAAUCCACCGAUGAAGCAGGCUUCUCACAACUACUCGGCAGAUGGUUUUGUUGUGCAACACUGUGAUUACAGCAAUAACAAUGAUCACAAGAAUCCAGAUGAAGAUUUCCUAAAUGAUGAAGGUUACGGCACUGACAGUAGAACAAACACCACUGCCUCACUGUCAUCCCCCUUGUCAUCAAGCUUGUCAUCCUUGUUGACAUCAGAAAGCUCAUCUAGUCAGGGUAGCAUGCAAAAAAAUCUAAAUGUGAAUUCACGAUCACAACAAAUUCCCAGUAAUGGACGAAUAGUUGUUGGCUCCCGUCAGAACAUUAUUGCUAAGAAAAAAUCCCAACCAGUGGAAAAGCAGGACAAUUCACUUAUGGAAAAGUUGCGUGCAUUGACAACCAUUCAGGAAGAGGAGUCGGCAGGAGGUCCAGAAACAACCAAUCAGAAUGUGCCUCAAAACAAUGAUCCAAGAAGGGCACCUGACCAGAGGUCAGGUGACUAUGUAAAUGAACAACGUCAAUUCCAUGAAAGUCAAAGGUCAUAUGUUAAUGACCAAAAUGCAUUUGUUAAUGAAGCCAGUAGUUUUGCUGGCAACAGAUAUGCCAAUGACUCGAGGAAUCCUGCACUAAGGUUCAAUGGUGAAACUGAAAGGACUGAACAGCCAGGCUACAACAAGCAAAAGCAUCCAAAUGAUGCCGGUUGCAAGAUAUUCAUGGAGGAAAGUACCCGGAGUGCACAAGAUGGCAUAUUCCGAGCUGUGCCUGUGAAAAUUGGUCAAGGACCUACCAACUCCAACAGACGAAGAAGCGAUGGUAGUGAUACUCACCGGCACUCUGUGUCCCAGAUGGAAAACAUUCCCUUCAAUGGAACAGAUGCAUUCAGACGUGCUGAGGUAGAUAUCAGAGAGCAAGAUUCUAAAAAUUGUAAUGGCGAUAUGUCAAGGUCACGACCUCAUUUGCAUGGUGACAGUGUUAAUAAUGUUCCAUCAGGGGAUGUUCCCCCAGCCAACUUAACCAAGCAUCCUAACCACAUGUACUCUAUGCCAAAUCUGGCAAAUGACGCACGGUCAGCCCCAUACCAGGGUCAAGUGGUCAUGCGGAGACCGAAAACCUGCUCUCCCCAGCAAAAUACUCGCAAACGAGAUUUCCGUUAUUCAUGGGAUUGUACUGAUGUACAUUUGAUACAUUCAAAGUUUGAGGUGGACAGUCGUAAUUUGACAAACAACAACACCGUCAAGAAUGAGGAAACACCAAAACUGUCCAAUCAGUUUCGGGCAACAUCAGAGAUGGCAUUGCAAAAUGGAAGGGCACUUUUUGCACCAUCGUCUGACAUUUAUAAACUCUUCCAAGGUCAAGGUCGCACUGGUUUUUCGCAGGGAAAGCAAGCCUCGCAUCGUCACAGUUUUCAUGCCAUGCCUUCCCAAACAAACUUGUCAUUGCAAGCAACAGACCCUUCUAUGGAAGAAGUGCGACACCGCCUGCGUGCUGCCUCAUCCAACCGGUGUGGCUCUCCAUCACAAGCCAAGAAUGGCCCGGUUAGGGCAAGUCAUGAGAUAUAUAAGUAUAACAACACUGAUGGCUGCCCUCCCCACAUGGCAAACCAUCAGGUUCGACCAAAUUCUUUAACAGAGGCAAAUGACAAGCUGUCAACGCUUGUCUGAAUUUUGUUUACAUUAUAUUUAAUCAGGAAUGGACAGUUGUGAUUAUGUUGUUGAUUAUUGUUGAGACAUUUUCAAUUUGUUUUGGUUAAGAUUAUUAUAUUUACAGCCAUCCAUAAAUGUUUGCUGCUGAAAAGUGCCUGUAUAAACAUUUGAUGAAAUGUUUGAAAACCAGAUAAAAAGCAAAUUAAACCAGUUGCUUUAUUUUCUGAUCCUAUCAGCUCGACAUCAUCGACAUAGAAACUACACAGUGUGCACUGCAAGUUGUAUAUUUUAUGAAUUAUUUAUCACAGGAUAUUGUAGUGAGAACUAUCAGGAAUGACAUAUUUUGAUUCUGAAGAGUUCUGUUUUCCAGCCUACACAACUAUAAAUGUUCUUUCAAUAGCAUUAUAUAUCUGUGAAGCAAACAUGCAUUGGCCAUUUUUUUGAGGUUGGGUUCCAUCUAGCAGGGAUACAUUACAGUAAUAGCUAUUCACCUUGUUGAAGAUUUCCUGCCAGCUAGUAACACAACUACAGCACUCAGCAUAUGUGCUCCAUAGAUGGUCAUGUAAUACCAAGGGUUUAAUGAUGAAUAUAAUGAGAUAUUACAGGUCAAUUUUGAUUUGAAAAAGAGAAAAGUAGGUGAAAGUUUUACAAGGGUCAGGUUGCUCGAAAAGAAUGUUUAGAAUUUUAGCUAAAUAAAGUUUAUUCAUUUUGAGGUGCUUUAGAAGCUAUAGGGAUGUCUGGACCUCUGCUGGAACAGUCCCCAUCUAAUUGUUUACAGCUAUUAUUACUACGCAAACUGUUUGUAAGGAAAACAGGAAGCACUAUGAAUCCCAGCCAACCUGAAGUUCUUAUGUCUGUUUGUUGUGUUGAAAGAUACACUACUGUAUAUAGCAUAUAUAACGCUAGUAUCAGAUGGCCUUGUCUGCUGAUAAUGGCUUCAAUGUGUAUUUAUGGAUAUUUAAUAGGCCUCAAUACCUUGUUUACAUGCUUUGCAAUCAGUUAUGAAAUGAAGGCAGCAACUUGUAGCAUUCUGAAUAUUUCUUAACCAGAAAGCUAACAAUUCAUAUGUCACUGUGUGUGGACAAACGGUUUAGUGAGUGAUGUAUUUCUUAAUGUGUGAAGUAACAUGUUCGACCUGAUGAUUGAAUACCCUUUCCACUGCCUAGCUGGAACUCCCUUCUGUCAUUGAUGUGUUGCAAGACCAGUAAGAAAGUGCAUGAUAAGCAUGAAUAGAUUAUUUGGCUUUUACUGUCUCAAACAACAAUUUUAUCUCAUCUUGGAAGGAGGGGACUGGGGUUGGUGGGGAGGGUGUGUGUGUGGUGGUUGGGGGGCAGUCAUCAGAAGCAUGUAAUUCAUUGUGCAGGGUUAAUGUCCUAGUCUGUCUUACAGACCCUGAUACAAAUAUCAAAUACAGCCCAUGCAAGUCUAUAAUGGUUUGGCAAGUCUAGAUUACUGCAGUAUCAAUGAAAAUGAAGAGAUUCUCUGGGCCUCUUUUUAUUAUAUUUUUGAAAAUGUUGAUGUAUUCAAUAUUAACAUAUUGUCAUGUCACUUGAUGAGAUAAACAUGUUAUUUCACAAGAAAAAUCAAAUAUCCACUGUAUAUCAUUUUCUGAUUACUUGUCAGUUUAAAAAUGUUUUGUUGCAUGUAUUAUGUUGUUGAUUAUCAUCAUGAGAUUUCUACCAGCUCCGCCUAUCUACCAGUGUGUACUGGACAUAUUAACCCUUGGGCUCUUGUACAGCAGAUAAGUAAAGAAAGUGCAAACUGUAAUCAAAAUAUUUAGAGCCCCUCCCUUUAUAACAGUUAUACUUUACCACAAUAUCUAAAUAUGAAGAAAUUACUUUUGAGCUCAGUGUUAAAUCCAGAAAAAUUAGAAAGAUAACUUCACAUAAACCGAUUUUAUGUAAGGUGUUUGUUGUUAUCGUGACAGAAGAUUAUCUGAAGGUUAGGAACGAUGUGCUCCAUGAUCACAGUAAACCUCUGUGUCCACUCUGGAGUACAUUGUAGACCACUGUGUCCACUCUGGGGUGGGAACGUGUUGUCCACUCUGUACACUGUAGACCACUGUGUCCACUCUGGGGUGGGAACGUGUUGUCCGCUCUGUACACUGUAGACGACUGUGUCCACUCUGGAGUACACUGUAGACCACUGUGUCCACUCUGAAGUUGGAACGUGUUGUCCACUCUGGAGUACACUGUAGACCACUGUGUCCACUCUGGGGUGGGAACGUGUUGUCCACCCUGGAGUACACUGUAGACCACUGUGUCCCACUGGAGUGGGAACGUGUUGUCCACCCUGGAGUACACUGUAGACCACUGUGUCCUGCAGGAGUGGGAACGUGUUGUCCACCCUAGAGUAUACUGUAGACCACUGUGUCCCACUGGAGUGAGAAGGUGUUGUCCACCCUGGAGUACACUGUAGACCACUGUGUCCUGCAGGAGUGGGAACAUGUUGUCCACCCUAGAGUACACUGUAGACCACUGUGUCCCACUGGAGUGAGAAGGUGUUGUCCACCCUGGAGUACACUGUAGACCAGUGUGUCGCGCUGAAGUGGGAACGUGUUGUCCACUCUGUACAUUGUAGACCACUGUGUCACGCUGGAGUGGGAAGUCGUUGUCCACCCUGGAGUACACUCUAGACCAGUGCAUUAGUCCUGCACCCCAGCUCCCUACAACAGUCACUAACUACACUAGUAAUACCAGGUGACUCAUGUCUCCAAUACAUUCAUCUCCAUGUUCAACUUUGUUCCCAGCAAUCACAGCGCAUGGUCUACGGCGCCACAAUUUGCUUUGCUGAGUUGUGUCCCUUGGGUGUGCAAAAGAACCUAUGAUCAUGGGUUCGAGUCUCAGUUCACCCUGAUUAUGUUUCCAGGGUUUUUCAGCACCAUACCUGUGCUCGUGGGUUUCACCAAAGUGGUAAAUGUCUGAGACCUGCAUCACUUCAGGCUUUCCUCCCACAUCAAGCUGAUGUGUUGUGAUGUAACUGGAAUACUGUUCAAAAUGGCAUUAAACCCAACUCGCUCACUCCUAUCAACCACUCUGUAGCAAGACACUGCUUGCUGCCCCUUUGCUGAGCUACGGAAGUCAAUGGUAGAUUAUUUCAACAGAGAAAUGAAAUUAGCACAACAUGAAAUGUUCAUUUCUCUCCAACAUAAAUGUAUGGCAAAAUGUCAUAUUGAAGUAAUCUUUUCUCUUUUACUUAUAAAUUCAAUUAUAAACUUCAUUCUGCAUCCUUCGUUCUGAAGCAUUUCCAUCCUGAGUCAUUGGACAUCUUCCACCAUUGAUCUUCACCCCACAUACACUCCUUUAGGAGAGAAACACGAGGCAUCUGUAAUUGGUGUUUUACUGUUCUUCCCAAAGCAAAUAACACCUAACUAAUUUGGUGUUUUAUUUUUGUAGUACAGCAUUAUGCAAUGAACUGUGAAGUUGGUACGAUUUUUCUGGUUGUUAUAUUUUGUUACAAUUUAUGCUAAAUCUGUUUGCCAGUUAUAAAAGUUCUACUAUAUCCAGUUUUUCUCCUAUUUGUUGCAAAGUUCUACUGAAUAUAUCUUAUGAACAAUCUGAAACAUGAAAUACAAUCAAAUAGAGAUUGAAUGGAAGUAUUUCUUCAGUCAAUUUAAUCAAUGAUUUAUUUAAAUUAUUAUAUGUCAAGAUAAUUAUUUAUCAAAGUAUUACUUGUUGCUUUAAAUAAAUAGCAUUCUAACUUCUCAAAGACUUACUUGACCGUUCUACUACUUGUAAUGCUCUUAAAGCUUUUAGCAUUUAAACAAGUUUCCCAGUGAUGAGAAGAAAUUGAAAAGGUGUUACAGUUGGUACUCCUCUCUGUUUCUUCACAAGCUCUGUGAAUUACUGAAGCCAGGUGUAUUGUGAUCACACACAGGGUGGUGGUUGUAGGGUCUGGGGGAGGCAGGUAGGGUGUGCCAAGCACAGUGACAUACUCCUUGCUGUUGUCUGUGAAACCAGGGACACCACAUUUAUUUAUAUAAAUACUAUUUUUAGUUGCCAUGGUGAAUAAAGGAAUAAAGUUGAUGCUGCAAACUCGCAACAGUCAGGUUGUUGUAAGGGAUUUGGAGAGGUCAACUCACAACCUGAAGAUUUGUGUAUAUUGAUAUGGUGUAUGUAAGUAAUUAAGGGACUGGUAAUUUAUUAUAGGGAGCUAGGUGUCAUGACAGCGAAAGAGAGGGAUUGCCAAAAUGUAUUGGAGGGGGGAGUGGAGGGUCAUGAGGAAAUAUUACAUCCAUUUUGGGGGGCAUGAAAACAUGUUACAUAAAAUGAAAUGGGGGGAGGGGUCGAAAAAAUAUGAUAGUCUUAGACCAGUCACACACACCCUAUAAUAAAUUACCAGUCCCUAAGUUCUAUGCAAGAAAUAUACUUGAGCUUCACUCAUCAGCUGUUGUAAGCCUCCUAUGAGAGUGUGUUGUGAUGCAGUGCUUGGACUGGGAAGGACUGGGAAGAAGGGUCACCUGUCAGAAUAGGUGUCAUUCAAGUUGGUGAAUCAGUAAUACACAGGGCUAUGUUGCGAUACAAUAUGUGCUGGACUGUGACACAGAGUUAAUCUCAGUCUAUGGAAAGUGUUCUGUGCAAGUAAUGGUGUAGUAUUCAGCUUGCUUGAUAUGCACAUCUGUAUUCAAUAAAAUAAUUGUGUAAAUCUAA